UGCUCCAGGCGCUGUGUUGUUGGCCCUAGUAACCAGGAGCCGGGAUGGGGUAAAGCGGGUUCGGCGCUGCUUGUGAGAGGUCGGGGAGCGGCGGUGCGGGGGUCGGGACUCACCGGGGCCGAUGAUUUAUCUGCCGUGACAACCCAGGGACCUACCUUCCAGCGCUCAGUUCCUUCCUGGGCACGGGACCAAUGUAACCGACAGCUCAACAACAUCAUGACGGAACUUUCUAAACAUUUACCCGCCGCGUUCGGAAAACAGCUUUUUUGCUCGGUAAGAACGCACCACAGAAAGAAAUAAGCGGCCCGCCAUGCCUAUCAGAAUGGAGCGGCAGAAUCCUGGUGCUGUUCUUGCGUCCGGAGAGGAGACUCUGAACGAGAGCCAAUACAGCGAAGUCAGGGAGUGGAUCGAGACGCAGGUGGGUGAGACGCUGAAGCAGUCUAUUAAUGAGAGUGUGAGGAGGGAACAGCAAAGCACAGGGAACCCCGGCCCCCUUCCUGCUGAUGCGGUUCCGAGACCCCCUUGCAAACCCAAACCCAGGCUGGAAAGAGCGGCGUCGCUGGAUGAGAAACAUUGGAGAAGGCGGUUUAAAGCGAACCAGGACAGCUUACGGGACCCCGAGGCAACCGGAUCUUCCAGUGGGUCCCUUCAGGAAGAAUCAGCCGUUCCGGAUCAAAAUAACUGCUCUUUUAGCGACUCCCAGGGUCAGCCCGCGAAGUCGGGAUAUCCAGGCAACGGGAAACCUCGACUGUCUCGGAUCUUGCCCAAGCACGCUCUCCCCCAGAUGGAGAUAAAUGUAACCUCCAGGGCACUCAGGACGGCUAAUCGGAUAGACCCGGAUUAUAUGGAUUAUCAAGAGGCUUCUUCCCAACUGAGGUACCUGAGGCAGAGCAGCAGUCUGAGCGACACGAGACUGCACAGCAGCAUGGUUUGCAAUCAGUGCUCCAGCGACUCCAUGAAGUCUACCUAUAGCCUGCUCACCCCUAUCCGGCCUAAGGAUAUGCGCAGCAGAAGUUAUCUAGAAGGGAGCUUACUGGCCAGCGGUGCCUUACUGGGGGCAGAAGAGCUGGAACGUUACUUCCCGGAGAGAAGACUGGGCGUUUUUAUUGCCACGUGGAACAUGCAAGGACGAAAGGAGCUUCCUGAAAGCCUGGAUGACUUCCUAUUACCCUCCGAUGAUGACUUUGCACAGGACAUGUAUGUUAUUGGAGUGCAAGAAGGCUGCCCAGACAGGAGAGAGUGGGAGAUCCGACUUCAGGAGACACUGGGACCUCAUUAUGUCUUGCUCCACUCAUCCGGCCAUGGGGUUCUGUACCUCUCUGUGUUCCUCAGGCGAGACCUCAUCUGGUUCUGCUCAGAAGUUGAAUCUGAUACGGUGACAACGCGAAUCGUGUCCCAGAUCAAGACCAAAGGAGCCCUAGCUGUGUCCUUCACCUUCUUUGGGACCUCAUUCCUUUUCAUUACCUCCCAUUUUACCUCUGGAGAUUCCAAGGUGUGCGACAGAAUCCUGGACUACAAGAAAAUCAUUGAAGGCCUGCAGCUUCCGAGAAUGAUUCCUGACACCAAUCCCUAUCGCUCUAAUUCCGCCGAUGUGACAAGCCGGUUCGAUGAAGUCUUCUGGUUUGGGGACUUUAAUUUCCGAUUAAACAAAGAGCGAAGCGCAGUGAAUUCUAUCCUGCAGAGCAAGCUGGAGAAAGACAUGUCUCGCCUCCUGCAGUACGACCAGCUGACCAAAGAGAUGAAUGGAGAGUCUAUAUUUAAAGGGUUUCAGGAGGCAGAAAUUCAGUUCCUCCCUACGUACAAAUUUGACAUUGGUUGUGAUGUAUAUGAUAGUACCUCCAAGCAGAGGACCCCUUCCUAUACGGACAGAGUGGUGUACAAGAGCCGGCAUAAAGAUGACAUCCGGGUAGUGAAAUAUGCUUCUUGCUCGCUAAUAAAGACUUCCGACCACAGACCUGUUUUUGGGCUGUUCGAAGUACGGAUCAGACCGGGCAGAGACAACAUCCCCCUGGCUGCAGGGCAGUUUGACAGAGAGCUGUAUCUGCUGGGAAUAAAAAGGAGAAGCACGCGGGAAGUGCAGCAACGCCAGGCGGGGAAGAACCAGAAAACCAGCAGCGUAUGUAGCAUCUCCUGACUAAAUCUCUGAGACAUUUCCUCUCCGAGCCCCGGGGAUGGAUAUUCUGCUGCCUGUCAGGACUGCUAAACACACAGUAACGGGACUUCUUGCACUGUGACCCAAUCUACUGAAAAGUCCACUGCCCCGGGAUUUCAAAGGGACCAGCACAGCGUACUUUUUUUUUUUUUUUUUAAAGGCCUUUACAACUAAUUUAUUUAUCUCUAUAGGACACUUGAACCAACUGUAAACGGCUUGUUGCCUUUUCCCCCUUAACUACACUGGACCUAGGAUAAUCCUUUAAUGGCCUUUAUUUGUAUUAUAUGUAAAUAUCUAUUUAUCUCUCUCAGUUACCUACUCACAAAAUAAAACCGUUUCAUAUACAA
Xenopus tropicalis (tropical clawed frog) is the source of this 2499-nucleotide messenger RNA. RefSeq names its product inositol polyphosphate-5-phosphatase E (gene inpp5e). Gene Ontology annotation, molecular function: phosphatidylinositol trisphosphate phosphatase activity; phosphatidylinositol-3,4,5-trisphosphate 5-phosphatase activity; phosphatidylinositol-4,5-bisphosphate 5-phosphatase activity. NCBI's taxonomy places the organism in Eukaryota, Metazoa, Chordata, Amphibia, Anura, Pipidae. The record is from RefSeq and is a predicted model, not a curated record. Gene Ontology annotation, biological process: phosphatidylinositol dephosphorylation. The coding region runs from base 311 to 2134 and encodes 607 amino acids. Gene Ontology annotation, cellular component: cilium; Golgi cisterna membrane; plasma membrane bounded cell projection. The transcript is spliced from 11 exons.